Molecule: messenger RNA, 1340 nt
Organism: Trichoderma harzianum CBS 226.95
Lineage: Eukaryota; Fungi; Ascomycota; Sordariomycetes; Hypocreales; Hypocreaceae
Exons: 1
Coding region: 396-1205 (269 amino acids)
Source: RefSeq, a predicted model, not a curated record
CGACCCCCCGGCUCGGCCUCGUUCCCCCACAUUUUAUUCGAAACGCGGACUCUCUCGGGCAUCCGAGAUGGAAAUAAGGCUGCCAUUGUCUCUAGGAUUUUGUUUAACUCCGACUCUCGUGCAGCUCGCCGUUCGGCUCGGGUCUAGCCAAUACAGCGUAUUCGACAGCGAAUCAGAAAAGAGAGCUUGGCUGUAGUUGGUUGCAUUUCUCUUGAAGAGCUAUCAAGGAGGUUCCAGCUUCACAGAGGGAAUUCACUGGCAAUGGUAUAUAUGUGUAUAUAUACUAGCUAUGGAACAGCCAGUUCAACAUGGAGUAUCAACACAAUUUAACAAGACAAAUAACCAGCUAACAUCACAUCAACUAUCCAUCACAUUUCACACUUCAUCAUAAAACAAUGGCUAAUGACAAGCACAUCGUCUUGAUCACCGGCGCCAAUACCGGUAUUGGCUACGAGACGGUCAAAGCAUACUUGCGCUCCUCCACGCCAUUCCACAUCUUCGUCGGCGCUCGUACUGUGGAAAAGGGCCAAAAGGCAAUUGCUACCGCCACUCAAGAGGUUCCGGGAUCGAGCAGCGUCCUUGAGCCCGUCGCCAUUGAGUUGGCGAGCGAUGAGUCCAUUGCCCAGGCUUUUGAGACUAUCAAUGCCAAGGUGGACAGAAUCGACACACUCGUCAACAAUGCCGGUGCUGCUUUUGACUCCCAGAAUUUCGCAGACGACAUUUUAAACAGCCGCGAAAUCUUCAACAAGGCGUACGACGUCAACGUCACCGGGACUCACAUCAUAACCGCUACCUUUGUCCCGCUCCUCAUCAAGUCAUCUUCCCCUCGUCUCAUCUUCAUCACAUCCGGCCUGUCUACCCUCACCGCGCACUCUAAGAGCUUCUACCCUCCGUGGGCCCCCCAGCCGGAAGCCGGGUGGCCCAAGCCAGGCAUCGUCGCCACCCUGGGCUACAAGAGCAGCAAGACUGCUCUCAACAUGGUGAUGCUCAACUGGCACUGGCUGUUGCUGAACGAUGGCGUCAAGACUUUUGCUAUUAGCCCGGGCUUCUUGGCUACUAACCUGGGAGGUGAUCCCGAGGCUCUCAAGGCGAUGGGUGCGGGUGAUCCGGCUAUUGGAGGAGAGUUUAUCAGGGACGUGACUGAGGGAAAGCGAGAUGCUGAUGCGGGCAAGGUUUUGAGCAAAGAUGGCACACAGGAGUGGUAGAGGGUGUCAUAGAUUGCACUAUUUGUGUGUACCUGCAUGUGUCUAGCAUUUUUAAAAAGCUGAGCAAAUGAAUUUAUUAAGAGCAGAAAGAUUUGCUUUAUACUCUUCUCUCUAUCAAUAUCGUUUCAUUCCUCC